Fusarium odoratissimum NRRL 54006 is the source of this 480-nucleotide messenger RNA. Its product is annotated as monothiol glutaredoxin. The transcript has 2 exons. The record is from RefSeq and is a predicted model, not a curated record. Bases 1 to 480 code for a protein of 159 amino acids. NCBI's taxonomy places the organism in Eukaryota, Fungi, Ascomycota, Sordariomycetes, Hypocreales, Nectriaceae.
AUGUUUGCGCGAACAGUAGCUUCAUCCCUCCGGCAAGCCGCCCGGCCUGUCGCCGUCCGCUCAACAGCUCCUCUCUUCCGCACACCAAUCUCCCCCCUCACACCCUUCCAAGCCCGUCUUCUCUCCGACCAAACCCGCUCCGCAAUCGACAAAGCCGUAUCGUCCGCCCCCGUCGUGCUCUUCAUGAAGGGAACACCCGAGACACCGCAGUGCGGCUUUUCGCGCGCCGCCAUUCAGAUCCUCGGUCUGCAGGGCGUCAACCCCGAUAAAUUCGCCGCUUUCAACGUCCUCGAAGAUCCUGAGCUGCGGGAGGGCAUCAAGGAGUACUCCGACUGGCCUACGAUUCCUCAGCUCUACGUCGCGAAGGAGUUUAUUGGUGGAACGGAUAUUCUUGUUUCGAUGCAUCAGAAUGGUGACUUGGCCAAGCUGUUCGAUGAGAAGAAGGUUAUCCUUGAGGGGGAGCCUGAGCAGAAGGAAUAG